Dendrobium catenatum is the source of this 2346-nucleotide messenger RNA. RefSeq names its product long chain acyl-CoA synthetase 2. The record is from RefSeq and is a predicted model, not a curated record. Gene Ontology annotation, cellular component: membrane; endoplasmic reticulum. Bases 130 to 2118 code for a protein of 662 amino acids. The transcript has 19 exons. Lineage: Eukaryota; Viridiplantae; Streptophyta; Magnoliopsida; Asparagales; Orchidaceae. Gene Ontology annotation, molecular function: long-chain fatty acid-CoA ligase activity. Gene Ontology annotation, biological process: wax biosynthetic process; fatty acid metabolic process; cutin biosynthetic process.
AAUGGUGUUAAACUUGAAGCUGCUCAUCCUUAUCUUUCUCAUCUGUGUGCUACUUAAUUAGUUUACAUCGCUGCUAAAGAAAAACAUUCACAGGAAGUUGGAGUAGUGAUCAAGAAACAGAGAGUAGCAAUGGAGGUCUACAGAGUUGAGGUGGAAGAAUCAAUGCCGGCUGUCGGAAGCAACCCAUCGGCUGGUCCUGUCUACAGAUGCGUUUACGCCCAAAAUGGUUUCCUCGAGCUGCCUCCAGGAAUAGAUUCUCCUUGGGAUUUGUUCUGCAAAUCUGUUAAAAGAUUUCCUCAAAAACAAAUGCUUGGUCAUCGGCAAAUUAUGGAUGAGAGGGCAAGCCCUUAUAUUUGGCAAACAUUCGAACAAGUUUAUGAAAAAGCUAUCAAGAUUGGAUCUGCCAUGCGAAGAUGUGGUCUUAGCUCUGGUGAUCGAUGUGGCAUUUAUGGAUCAAAUUGCUCUGAGUGGUUGAUUGUCAUGGAGGCUUGUUACAGUCAAAGAAUUUGCUAUGUACCUUUAUACGACACUUUAGGUUCUGAUGCAAUAGAAUUCAUACUCAACCAUGCAGAAGUUUCAAUUGCUUUUGUUCAACAAAAGAAGAUACCAUAUAUCUUGAAGUGCCUUCCAAGCUGUUCUACUUUUCUCAGAACGAUUGUAAGUUUUGGUAUCGUUACUGGCGAACAGAAGAAGGAAGCCGAAAAAGUUGGAGUAAGCUGUUUUUCGUGGAAUGAUUUUAUCUCAUUGGAAUAUGAUCAGAGCUGUGAACUUCCAUCAAAAUCCAAGGAUGACAUUUGCACAAUUAUGUAUACUAGUGGAACUACUGGAGAACCGAAAGGAGUGGUUUUGUCCAACAAAGUUAUUGUGACUCAAGUUCUUAGCAUAGAUUAUCUACUUUUAGAGACUGAUAAAGCGCUGAGUGAAGAAGACUCAUACCUAUCAUUUCUCCCGCUAGCCCAUGUUUUUGAUCAGAUAGUGGAAAACUAUUGUAUCUAUAAGGGCGCCUCAAUCGGAUUUUGGCAAGGGGAUGUUCGACUUCUGAUGGAUGACAUUAAGGAGCUAAAGCCCACAUUGUUUUGUGGUGUGCCAAGGGUUUUCGACCGAAUCUACACAGGCAUCAAUCAAAAGAUUCAAUCUGGAGGAAUAUUAGCAAAAAAAAUAUUUGAAUAUGCUUAUCAACACAAGUUGAAAAAUUUAAAGGAUGGGUUCAAACAGGACCAGGCCUCACCUUUCUUUGACAAGCUUAUCUUCAAUAAAAUCAAACAAGGACUUGGAGGUCGUAUACGCUUGAUGCUAUCAGGAGCUGCACCAGUUCCUAAGCAUGUUGAGGAAUUCUUCAGGGUCACAAGCUGCAGUGUUUUUUUGCAAGGAUAUGGUCUUACAGAAAGCUGUGCUGGUUGUUUCACAUCAAUAGCCAAUGUUUUCCCAAUGAUAGGGUCUGUUGGUGUUCCAGUCCCCACAAUAGAGGCUAGACUGGAAUCAGUACCAGAGAUGGGUUACGACGCUCUUUCUGAUACACCUCGUGGAGAGAUUUGUUUAAGGGGCACAACACUCUUCUCUGGUUAUCACAAGCGCCAGGACCUUACAAAUGAAGCAAUUGUAAACGGAUGGUUUCAUACAGGUGACAUAGGAGAAUGGCAACCCAAUGGUGCAAUGAAGAUAAUUGAUAGGAAAAAGAACAUCUUUAAACUGUCACAAGGAGAAUACGUUUCUGUUGAAAUCAUUGAAAGUGCAUAUUGCCAAUGCCCUCUUGUCGCAUCAAUAUGGGUUUACGGGAGCAGUUUCGAGUCAUUUCUUGUUGCCGUUGCUAUUCCAGAGCAGAAGGCAUUGGAGGAAUGGGCAGAAAGUAAUCAAGUUUAUGCAGGCAGCUUUGAGGACUUAUGUAAGCAUCAAAAAGCAAGAAAGCAUAUCCUUAACGAGUUAAAUAACACUGGUAAAAGGCAGCAAUUGAAAGGUUUUGAGCUACUGAAAGCAGUACAUUUAGAACCAAAGCCAUUUGACAUUGAAAGAGACCUAAUUACUCCAACCUUUAAGUUGAAAAGAGUUCAGUUGCUCAAAUACUACAAGGACCUGGUUGAUGAACUAUACAUCGAAGCAAAACAAUUAAAAAAAGCAUGAGUAUUGUAUUUAUCUUUGAUGUAAUUAAUGGAGUACGCAGAUUAAUGUUGCUUACUGUAACCAAACAGUCCGGUGGUUUCCAACUUUAGCAAACGCUGAAAUAUAUUCUAGGAAUUGCUGUAAAAGAUUUUUUAUUUCAAUUGACGCUCCCCAGUCAAUAUGGUCUCAGGAAUAAAAUGGAUGAAUGCAUGCUUUGAGCUAUUCAGCUGGCCUAAUCAUAUUUAUCGA